GGAAACGAUCGGCUUCUCUUCUCAGGGCGCAGAUUCAACACAUGAAGGAGGAAACUGUCCUUACAUCAACUUCAGAAGUGAGAACUACACAUCAAUGAAUGAGUCAAUAUCCAAUCAGGCAACUGAUGACUACGUAGGUGAAGUCGGACCUUGCACCUUCAAUAACAGCAACCAUGUGAAACGGCUGCUCAGUUUGUACGUCCACCCUGGCAUCUGUAUUCUGGCCUUCGUGGGGAAUGUUCUGGUAAUCCUCACCAUUGUGCUGAAAAAGAAACGGACCAAAAAAGAGAAUGAAAGCGACAUCUUCCUGCUCAACCUGGCCAUCAGCAACCUGCUCUUCGUUGUGGGUCUGCCUUUCCUCAUCUACAACGAGCUGUUUUCGUGGCCCAUGGGGCAGGUGGCCUGCAAGCUGCUGCAGGGCUCCUACAGCAUUAACCUCUACUCGGGAAUGUUGCUGCUCGCCGGGAUAAGCACCGUACACUACUUCAUCAUGGGCUCUAGUUUUGAAAAUAUGAUGUCAAGAUCAUUGAACGUAUGCCGGAUCAUGUGUGCCAUCAUCUGGGUCUUUGCCAUUCUGGUUUCUGUCCCCACCUACUACUAUCAUCACUGGUAUAAGCCGUCAAGUGACAUAAUCUUCAUGCUGGGGAGUAAAGAAGAAGAUCAGCCUCCACAGUACGUCUGUGCGCUUCGGUUUAACGACAGUAAAUCCUCCCGGAUGGUUAAAUUGGCUGUUCCCAGCUUCCAAAUCACUUUUGGCUUCUUGCUGCCACUGCUCAUCAUAAUCGUCUGCAACACCUUAAUCAUCAUCUCCCUGCUAAGAAAAAAUGCCUCAACGGAAGCCAGAUUUGGGGGACAAAGCCUAGAAAAAAAAGCGAUUAAGAAGAUGAUCUGGAUCAUGGUGGUGUUUGUCGUCUGCCACAUGCCGUACAACCUCAUUCUGCUGUAUGACACCACCAACAUGUUUCAGCUGAUGUCGUGUGAGGUGGCAGACGGUUGGCAGAUUGCCCUGUCGAUUACGCAAUCCAUCGCCUACCUCCAGUGCUGCCUGAACCCGGUAGUGUACAGUUUGGCGGGAGGAGACUUCAGAAACUAUAUCAAGACCUUCUACUUACCCUCAAGGAUAAAUGAGUACGUCUGUGUAAACAUGACUGAACGACCAAACCAGUCAUGUGCUGUUGAACAGUAAAAAGAUUGCAAACUAGACCCAAGCAGUAUCCAUCUAACCAAGAACUCUAAGUAAAGCCCAACUGUAUUUACCUUUGAGGUUUACUAUGAUCUUGAUUGUUGAUAAGGUUGUCCUUGUUUUUCCACAGGUGUGAAACUAUGUUCUGCUUUGUUGUUGUUGUGACCUUAAAUGUAAAUUACAGUAUGAGAUGUUGUUGAAGAAGGAUGACAUGGGAGGAACGAGAGACGAGACAAAGCCGCUCCUCUUCAUCGGCCAUCAGGGGGAUUUUUAUUCCAGGACUUACAGUAAAAUCUUCAUUCAGCAAGAAUCCAUUUCAUCACAACUUCACCGUCUCCUUUUAUAGGACUUAAUUUACAUGGA
This is a messenger RNA of Fundulus heteroclitus (mummichog), 1546 nucleotides long. RefSeq names its product C-C chemokine receptor type 6. Gene Ontology annotation, molecular function: G protein-coupled receptor activity. The record is from RefSeq and is a predicted model, not a curated record. The transcript has 2 exons. The coding region runs from base 95 to 1186 and encodes 363 amino acids. Lineage: Eukaryota; Metazoa; Chordata; Actinopteri; Cyprinodontiformes; Fundulidae. Gene Ontology annotation, biological process: G protein-coupled receptor signaling pathway; immune response. Gene Ontology annotation, cellular component: membrane.